Molecule: messenger RNA, 430 nt
Organism: Alnus glutinosa
Lineage: Eukaryota; Viridiplantae; Streptophyta; Magnoliopsida; Fagales; Betulaceae
Product: phytosulfokines-like
Exons: 2
Coding region: 49-306 (85 amino acids)
Biological process (GO): cell population proliferation
Cellular component (GO): extracellular region
Molecular function (GO): growth factor activity
Source: RefSeq, a predicted model, not a curated record
GGCAGCAGCACUAGUCUCCCAUACAAAGCUAGAACCCCAUUGAAAAACAUGUCUCAGCUUAGCACCCUCUUCACCAUUGCACUUCUCGUCAGCUUGGUGCUAACCCAAGCCGCUCGUCCGGAGCCUCUUGUCUUGGCAGGAUCAGAUCAUUCUCUGGUUAGAACCCAACAACAUGGGGAUGUUAUAGCAGAAAACGCCGAGGUUGAAGACAGUUGUGAAGGAGUAGAAGGGAAAGAAGAGUGCUUGAUGAGGAGGACACUCGCUGCUCAUCUGGAUUAUAUCUACACGCAGAAGCACAAGCCUUGAAAGUUGAUCAACUUCUCCUCUAUAUAUAUAUAUAUAUAUGUUCUCUGUAGCUAGAAAUUGUAAUAAUAUCGAAGUGCACUCAUUUGGUAUAAUCAAAUAAAUGGAAUAUUGUGGUUUAUAUAUA